Messenger RNA from Dothidotthia symphoricarpi CBS 119687, 1534 nucleotides. RefSeq names its product GroES-like protein. Gene Ontology annotation, biological process: D-sorbitol catabolic process. Lineage: Eukaryota; Fungi; Ascomycota; Dothideomycetes; Pleosporales; Dothidotthiaceae. Gene Ontology annotation, molecular function: zinc ion binding; L-iditol 2-dehydrogenase (NAD+) activity. The transcript is spliced from 4 exons. Bases 202 to 1386 code for a protein of 394 amino acids. The record is from RefSeq and is a predicted model, not a curated record.
CUCGAAUCAUGGCUACGAUUUCACCAUCUCGCCGUCGAUGCACCAACGAACGUGAAGCAGCCCCGGCUUAUGACAGACCAAUGCCGGCAAAAGGCCACUGUUCAACAUGUAUAUCAACCAGUCUACACGCUGCCGUGGGGUAAAAUCUACUAACCAUUUGUCCAUUCAUCCCCCCAUCCCAUACCCCAACUUUCUCUCGUAAUGGCUCCCUCAGCUGUGGCAGAUAUCUAUCCAAUCUCAUCACGACAUUCUAAUAAAUCGUCGAAUAUUACAGCAUCCGUUUUACACGGGCCAAGAGAUUUGCGGCUCGAAACCCGUUUCCUGUCAGAACCCGCGCCCCACGAACUCCAGAUCGCUAUCAAAGCCACUGGUGUCUGCGGGAGCGAUGUUUCAUACUAUACCAAGUUCCGCAACGGUGAUCUGCAAGCCGUACAGCCGCUGUCACUAGGCCACGAGUCUGCAGGUAUUGUGGUCGCAGUUGGCGAGAAUGUCACUGGUUUCCAGAUUGGCGAGCGCGUGGCUCUGGAGGUUGGCGUACCGUGUGACAACUGCAGGUCAUGUCAACGCGGUCGCUACAACCUCUGCCCUGGCAUGAGGUUCCGCAGUAGCGCAAAGUCUGUGCCUCACUUCCAGGGGACGCUCCAGGAACGGAUCAAUCACCCGGCGAAAUGGUGCCACAAACUUCCAUCACAUGUUUCUAUGGAGUCUGCUGCGCUCUUGGAGCCGCUUUCUGUGGCCAUACAUGCGACACGGAGAGCUGGUAUCGAGCAAGGUGACACUGCGGUUGUUUUCGGUGCGGGCACUGUUGGCUUGCUGACUGCUGCCAUGGCCAAGAUGUCCGGCGCCACGACUGUUGUCAUUGCCGAUGUUGACCAUGGGCGGAUCGACUACGCUCUUUCAAACGGAUUCGCACAUAAAGGCUACAUUGUAACGCCGCGAAAACACUUGGAUGAGGGUGCCGAGAAGUUUGCAGCCGCGAGAGAGAUGGCUGAAGACGUUAUGGAAAUCGCCUCGUUCAACGAGGUCGACUUUGAAGGCGCGGACGUGACGUUCGACUGCACUGGCAAGGAGGUGUGCAUGCAAGCUGGUCUUUACGCAACAAGACCUGGCGGGAAACUCGUAAUGGUCGGAAUGGGCACUCCGAUCCAAACCCUGCCCAUGUCGGCAUCUCACCUCAAAGAGGUCGAUAUCAUAGGUAUCUUCCGCUACGCAAACACGUACCCGAUUGGCAUCAAGAUCAUAUCCUCUGGUGUCUUACCCAGUCUCGAUAACAUGGUUACGCAUCGAUUCAAGGGCCUUGCAGCCGCGAAUGAAGCGUUUGAGACUGCUGGGAAGACGGUCGACAAGGAUGGUAAUUUGGUAUUGAAAGUUCUUAUUGAGGCUUGAUUGGGCACUGGUGUCUUUUUUGGAUGUGCAAUACCUCAUUAUGGUGUACCUUGGGUGUUUGUGUUUCUUCUGCGGAUGCUUGGAAAUAGGUACGGGGAAUCGGCGAGGCGUUUGGAGUUUGGGGAGAUCAUAUUAGAGAUGAUAGACU